AUGCCGGGUCCGAUCGAUCCAGAGUCCAUCUACACCAAGCAGACAUGCAUCGGUGGUGGAAGUUUUGGCCGAGUUUACAAAGGCGUUGAUAGGCGUACCGGAGAAUCAGUCGCCAUCAAAAUCAUCGAUGUCGAGAAUGCCGAAGACGAAGUCGACGACAUCAUUCAAGAGAUCGCCAUUCUCUCGGAGCUCAAGUCUCCAUACGUGACGAAGUACCAUGGAUCCUAUCUGAAAGGGUCCAACCUGUGGAUUAUCAUGGAGUUCUGCUCUGGUGGCAGUUGCCACGGUCUGCUCCGCCCAGGGGCGAUUCACGAAGAGUACAUCGCAAUCAUUUUGCGAGAGCUUCUGCAUGGUUUGGAUUAUCUCCACACGGACAAAAAGCUGCACCGAGAUAUCAAAGGCAAGUUCAUUGUGUUCCAACAUAUCAGAGCCAAUGGCCAAGUAAAGCUGGCCGACUUCGGUGUUUCUGGGCAGCUGUCCGCGACGAUGACAAAGAAGAAUACUUUUGUCGGGACUCCGUUUUGGAUGGCACCGGAGGUCAUCAAGCAAUCGGGAUAUGACUACAAAGCCGAUAUCUGGUCAUUGGGAAUCACAGCAAUUGAAUUGGCUUGUGGGGAUCCACCCUAUGCAGAUAUCCACCCCAUGAAGGUCCUCUUCCUGAUCCCCAAGAACCCACCUCCGACUCUGAACGGCAGCUUCACGAAACAUUUCAAACAGUUCGUUGAACUGUGCCUCCGGCGGGACCCAAAGGAGAGACCUUCUGCACGGGAGCUGCUCGAGCACCCAUUCAUCAAGAAGGCGAAGCGGACAACAUACCUGACUGAACUGAUUGAGCGUGCCGAACGCUGGCAGGCAACACAUUGUGGUAAGGAUGAUGAUGAGUAUUACGACGAGGUUGAGGAGCCCACCGCGGCGCCUUCUGAGCAUCAGGAGGACCUCUGGGACUUCGGCACCGUGAGACCCGUUGGUCGGCCUACUGGACCUGCCCUGCAACCCAAGAAGGAUUCCGAUACUAAUUCCCGUUCUCAAGACACUGAGGAGUGGGAUCUCCAAGGCGAUGAAAAGCCAUCAACAGAACCGCUGGUUCGCCCGAAACAGGGAAUGGCUAACCCAUCUGCCAAAAAAUACGCAAGUCCCCAGCUCGGUGAUAUCUCACGUUCUUCCAUGCCAUCCGCUGCCCUUCCCCCUCUCCCUCUGUCCCCUUCAAAGCCCGCUUCUUCCCAGCCUGUCUCACCUGUCGCUCAACCCCCUCCUCCCCGCAUGGCGUCCAACACCUCUCAGAAUAGCUCCCCCGUCAAUGUCCACAACGACCGCUACACAAAGGCAGUUGUGGACUUCGCCAGCGGUGGUGGAUCACCGCCAUCAAAGACAUCCUCCCCGGUUGAGCCCCAUUUCCCGAAAACCACACAUGCCCAAUCCGCCGGCAAUAUUUCCGCUGAGCAGUCGCGCAACCCAGGCCAAGUUUCUCGCAAACAUCUACUCGGCCAGCGCCCACUGCCUGAUCUCAAUCUGAGCGCUAUGUCACCUCGUACUGGUCCGCCCAGUGCCCAUCAACAACAGCCCGGAUCACCGACUCCACAACCCGGUUUGAAGUCCAAGCUUGCCCCGGGUCGCAAAGACCCGCGCUAUCGAAAUGCCAGUCGUCCUCAAACCCCAACCGGGUCUACUCCAGCUCCCGAUACACCCAAAUUACCUGCGAACUCUCGCCAAACUCCCGCUGAAGCGGAGCGUGCUACCGCCUACGGCUCAGUCAUUGUACCCGCACUCCGCACUGCCAUGAAUCGUCGCGGCCGUCACCUCGCUCGUCACGAUCCAGUCCGGAACUAUGGCCAGGGAGAGCGUGAGGUCACGCCUGAGGAACACGAGGCUUGGGAUCGUCGUGUACAAGUUCACGCCGAAAUGGAGGGAAUCACGAAUGAUAUCGCGAGCCUAAUGACCAGACUUCACCAGUGGGAUAUGACCGACCCCGUCCCCAUGGGUGGUGGCGUCGACGCCGUUCUUGAUGUCUUUUUGGAGGAGGUACUUGUUCGGAUUGGGCCAAAUGGACGCCAUUAG
Molecule: messenger RNA, 2055 nt
Organism: Penicillium argentinense
Lineage: Eukaryota; Fungi; Ascomycota; Eurotiomycetes; Eurotiales; Aspergillaceae
Product: putative Ste20-like serine/threonine protein kinase
Exons: 4
Coding region: 1-2055 (684 amino acids)
Biological process (GO): protein phosphorylation
Molecular function (GO): protein kinase activity; ATP binding
Source: RefSeq, a predicted model, not a curated record